AUGUUGGACCCCGAGUCGUUCAUGAAGAACAGUCCCUUCCAGGUCGCAAACGGUGACCACUAUAACCUCAACAAUACCACUCCAGAACUCUUGAAGUUUCUGCUUCAUGAACAAACAAGACAGCCACCAAUGCUAGCGCCGCUGCUCAUGGAUGUGGAGUUCAAUGCCCAUUUACAGCAUGUAAUUGAUGCCAACAAUUUGUCAAUCGACUUUGACCACGACGAAAACGACGAGUUUCUGAGAGAUGGAGUUUCUGGGUCGUCCACCCCUUCGUCUGACAUCUCGGAACCGCUCAAGGCAGUUUCCGGCGCCGACAAGACAAAUUACAUGAACUUGAAAGUUUUGAUCGAGAACUCUGUAUUUGAUGCCUCCAAAAUGUCUCUGAAGUCCGUGCUUUCAUUGCAUAAGGCCAAACUGUUGAAACAGCUCAUAGCCGAUAAGAAAGACCACAAGGAAUACUUGGAGCAGCGCAUUUCUAUCUCCAACCAGUUCUGCUCUACAUUGCUUGCCAAUCCGGACUCUUCUGUUCCAGGCAGAUCUCCUGUGUCUGACUUAGACCCUGGUCUUUUGCUCAAAAUCCUCAAGCAGAACAUCGAGCUCCAGCAGCAGCUUAUGACCAUCUCGGCUGAGCUCGACUCUCUCAAUCAGAAACUUACAAACCACAACUUGUCCUGCCUUGUAUUGGGCUACGUCAAAGAUGUGGAAUUGUCGUCCUCGGCGUCUGGCAUGGACUUGGCUUCUGCCUCCAAAGGCAUUCCAAUUGACCCGGCCUCUCAACAGUCAUUUGAAUCCUUGUUUGCACACAUCGCCUCGUUGGCCGUACAGAAGAACGUGCCUUUGCCUGACCACACUUUAGAGUUGGAUAGCACGUUACCAGGAAAGAUCGCCUGGGCCCAAAAAUGUAUCGAUGCUAUUGUUCGCUCUCCCUCGUCCUCAUCAGCCCCCUCAAUGCCAUCCGCUCCUUCAACUGCUACAAGCACACUGACUCGCGGAACCGAUGGCUCGCUGUCAGUUGACAACUCUGUGUUGAACGACCACUCGUUUUUAUCGGCGACUCCAUAUGCUCUCAAUAACAGCGCUCUGGAUAAGACAAUUUCGGAAUACAAGAUCGCAUUAAACGAUUUGAGAUUCUCCCACCAAUUUUUCAUGAAAGAGUAUGAGUACUUGAAAGAGAACUCUUUGAAGACGAUACUGGAUUACCGUCGCAAGAACGCCGCUCUUGAGAAGGAGGUUGCUAGAUACCGCAACGGCAGCUCUAUGUCACUCAAUGACCACUCUCGCGAUACCUUGGACGCUAAGGACAAGGAGAUCGCCCAGCUUAGGAAGGAUAUCAACCUCUUGAAAGUGGAGUACUUGGGAAACAAGUCGCCACGCAACUCCAUUGCAUCUCCCACAUUAUUAUUUGCCCCUGAUAUUAACAACAAUGUGAGCCCGACCCAGAAAUCUAAUUCUGCAAGCAGCGCUAUUUUGCGUAAAGAGUUCAAGAAGAUGGUGACGGACAUGCAAGAUCGCUACGAGGUGGAGUUGGGCGAGGAGCGUCUCAAGAGGCGCCAGCUAGAAGACAAAUUGGCAAAGUUGGAUAUUAAUGUUUAG
Molecule: messenger RNA, 1593 nt
Organism: Sungouiella intermedia
Lineage: Eukaryota; Fungi; Ascomycota; Pichiomycetes; Serinales; Metschnikowiaceae
Source: the annotation of a GenBank genome assembly